AUGCCACUGAAGAGGUCACCUCCGAGGCCGUUUGACGAGGAUGGUCCUACUAUAACACUCCCGCCACCUGUUGAACGCAGUCACCAGAGAUCGCGCACUACCGUCGAUCUGCCGCCGCUGGUCUCCCGAACUUCCUCCAGCUCUCCAAAUCGCUUGUCUACCUUUCUCCCCUCGAUCCGCUCUGCGAGUCGCAACGUCUCUCCCGAACGAGUCUCCCCGGACGAAGCAGCUGAAUAUGACAUAGAUGAAGCGGAAGGUACACAGCGACCCAAAACAAGUGCCGGUGUAGCCAAAAGCCUUGCCUCCUGGUUCGAGGGUUCAUCAGAUCCGGUCAACAUCGGUCUCGUGCAGUCCCCGAAGAAGGAGGAAGAGAACCCUAUCAGUCCUGAAGACGUCCAAGGCACCAUGUUCAGCAACAGCUCCGAAGCUGUAGACACAUUGACGAGUCGGCCUUCCAGACCUCAGUCGCAGCCGCGAGCAGAAAGCACCAGCCGCUUCAGCUUCUUCCGAAAGCAAGCUACGACUCCCAUCCUGGCGCCCGGCGAAAUCGAUAGCCUCUCCAGUCUGGACAUCCGAGAUGCUCUGUUCCCUGGUGGGCCAGCAGACGAGUUUUCGCCGGCCGCCUUCAAGAAUCUCCAGCUGAAUGCUGAGGGCACGCUAAGAAAAUUCCAAUUCGCGCACCAAGAGCAACAGAAGCAAAUUCGCUCUCUGAAGUCAACGAACACUGCACAGACUGACGACCUAGAGGCAUCUCAGAUCAGAAGUGAGCAUCUAAAGCUACAAUUGGUGGAAAUGGCAGAACGGGCCGCCGAGCAGGAGCGCCUCAUUACUUCGCUUCGGAACGAGCUGGCAUCCAUCAGCCACCCAUACUCGGAAGAGAGCUUCGAGCUACAGCAAUCGAGCGUCCGCAAAGUGCCGCAGAAUCUCGAUAUGUCACAGACCUACCAGACUUCUCGCUCAAGGCGAAAACGGGUCUCGGACGCUCCCAGCGCGACUUCGUCAGAGCCGAGCGAUCGGUUUAGCAUUUUUUCAGCCGAUCAGCGCUCACUCAACAAUUUUGUCGACUCGCCAGGCACAUCCGCCGCACCAAGUCCAGUCAUGAAACAUGCCAGUAUGCACAUUACAACCGUGUCUACGCCAAUGCAUCAGCACGAGCACACGGCGGUGUCAGUGAUCCCAGUACCGGAAUGCCAAAAAUGCUACGGCGUAAGGGCAGAUGAAGCCUGGGAUGUCAUUUCCAUGAUGAAGGUGGAGAGUCAGGCUUUGAAAGAAAGGAUCGAGGAGCUUGAAGGCGCCAACGGUCAAGCCCUCGAUUUGCUAGGCAGUCUCGACGGUCUCAGACUCGACGACCUAGGCCUGAAAUGA
Cyphellophora europaea CBS 101466 is the source of this 1365-nucleotide messenger RNA. RefSeq lists its product as uncharacterized. The transcript has a single exon. The coding region runs from base 1 to 1365 and encodes 454 amino acids. The record is from RefSeq and is a predicted model, not a curated record. NCBI's taxonomy places the organism in Eukaryota, Fungi, Ascomycota, Eurotiomycetes, Chaetothyriales, Cyphellophoraceae.